UGUGCGCAGGCGGGGCGGGGCCGGGACCCUGCCGGGGGGGUCGGGGGGUCCCGGGGGAUCCACACCCUGCCGUAAUGCCUCCGAGCCCCGAACAGCCCCGGCUGAAACAAACCCUGUGAAUCCGGGGCGGUUUGGGGACCUUAAACUUCGUGGGGCAGAAGUAACAAUUUCUGCUCAGCUGAUGUGCAAAUCCCAGGUCCUCUGAGGAGCGGUUCCUGCUCAGAGGACGUGGCUUUUGCGUCCCAGGCACGUGCCCCUCUGGAGGGGUGUGCAAAGGCCGCGCAGGUAGGGUGGGCACGGGCUGGCUGCCACCCAGCCCCUUCCACUGAAUCUACCCGCUGGUCACUGCGCCAUGGCCAGACCCCCUGCCCCACACUGCUGAACUGUCACCUCACACUGAGAGGAAGCCUGAGGCCUGAAUCUGUUUCUUUUUAGCAUGCCGAGUGGACCACCUGCCUUUUCUCUUUUUGCAGGUGAGUUAAGAGCUGCGAACGAUGGCUCUGGCACUAAGAUGCUUCCGUCAUCUGCCUUCCCUGCUGUAUCGUUCCCCGUUUGCAAUGAUACGGGGGCUGCCGCAGGCUCCUGCGGGCUGCCCAGCCCUGCUCCGUGAUGGCUGCAGGCAGUGUGUCCAUCGGAUGCUGCUCACCAGACAGCUAGCUACCAAAAAAGCUAAAGGUAAAGGGCAGAGUCAAGCCAGAGUGAAUAUCAGUGCUGCCCUAGUUGAGGAUGUUAUCAAUUUGGAGGAAACCAAUGAAGACAUGCAGGCAGUGGUAGAAGCCCUGAAGGAAGAUUUCAGCAGAACUCUCAGUGUUAGAACCUCACCAGGGGCCCUUGAUCACAUAAUCGUGCUGACAAAAGAUGGGAAGUUUCCACUGAACCAGCUGGGGCAGAUCUCGCAGAAGUCACCACAGCUCAUUAUAGUGAACAUGACCAAUUUUCCAGAGAGCACAGCUGCAGCUACGAAGGCUAUAAGGGAGAGUGGCAUGAACCUGAACCCAGAAGUGGAUGGGACAAUAAUUCGGGUGCCAAUUCCUCAGGUAACGAGAGAGCACAGGGAGAACCUGGCCAAGCUUGCCAAGCAGUCCACCAACAAGUCCAAAGAGGCCCUGAGAAAGGUGCGAAGCAAAAGCAUCAACCAGGUAAAGAAAUUCAAGAACAAAGUGUCUGAAGAUACCAUCUGGCUGCUAGAAAAGCAGAUCCAGCAAAUGGCAGAUGAUGCCACAGCAGAGAUGGACAAGCUGCUGGCAGCGAAGACAAAGGAGCUGCUUGGAUAAGCGCCAUCCAUAUGUACACACUCACCCCUCGAGCAAGAACAGACUGUUGUGCAACCCAACGCCUGGAGUCAGCAGCCUCAGGUGACGGGCAGGGGCAGCUCUGCCAGACCUCUGGAGCGGCUCUGUGCUUUGCCUGCUCCAGUUCCCCACCUUGGAUUGUACUGGAGGGAGAGGGAGCUCUCCUCGCUCUUCUUCAUCCAGGUGGCAACACAAUUGGGUGGACUAAGAUUAAAAAUAAAGUAGCAGGAAGGAGGACUGCAGGCUGCUGGAAGGGCUUCCACACAGGUGCUGAGGCACAGGAGGAAAAGGUUGCCCCGCUCGCUGGUGCCCCAGCCUGUUUGCAUCCCGGCAUCUCGCAGCCCGGCAGAAGCCAGGACCGCACACGGGAGAAACCUGCGCUGUCCUGCUGUGAACCUCAGCAUUUAUUUUUGCUUAAAAAUAAAGUCAGAAUGAGAUGUGGAGGAGCAGCCUUGGCAAACA
Phalacrocorax carbo (great cormorant) is the source of this 1754-nucleotide messenger RNA. NCBI's taxonomy places the organism in Eukaryota, Metazoa, Chordata, Aves, Suliformes, Phalacrocoracidae. The record is from RefSeq and is a predicted model, not a curated record.